GACAUGCUGCCCAAAAUCGAGAGUGACUCGCUGGGACUCUCUCGAUCGUAUGGGGAACAGGGACACAUGCCAAGAAACGUGCAAGUUCCACAAUUAAAAAUGAUGGACUACUCAUAUGACGAAGAUCUGGACGAGAUGUGUCCCGUGUGUGGAGACAAGGUUUCAGGCUAUCACUACGGGCUCCUCACCUGUGAGAGCUGCAAGGGCUUCUUCAAGCGCACGGUGCAGAACAACAAGCGCUACACAUGUAUUGAGAACCAGAGUUGCCAGAUUGACAAGACCCAGAGGAAGCGCUGCCCAUACUGCCGCUUCCAAAAGUGCCUCACUGUCGGCAUGAAGUUGGAAGCUGUGCGAGCAGAUCGUAUGCGAGGAGGACGCAACAAGUUUGGCCCAAUGUACAAACGUGACCGGGCCCUUAAGCAACAGAAGAAAGCGUUGAUCCGAGCCAACGGCCUAAAAAUCGAGGCUAUGAGCCAGGUGAUGCAGGCUGUCCCUACAGACCUCACCAUCUCAUCAGCCAUUCAGAACAUUCACUCAGCUGCCUCUAAAGGCCUUCCAUUGAGCCAUCACGCUGGCCACCACACCAGUCACCACCAUCACCACCACCAUCAUGCCACUGCCUUACCCCCAACAGACUAUGACCGCAGCCCGUUUGUCACUUCGCCUGUCAGCAUGGCAAUGCCCCCGCAUGCCAGCAGCUUGCAGGGCUACCAAACAGCCUAUGGACACUUCCAAGGCACACGCACUAUCAAGUCCGAGUACCCAGACCCGUACACCAGCUCCCCAGAGUCCAUCAUGGGUUAUGCCUAUGUCGAUGCCUACCAGUCGGGCUCGCCUCCCAGUUUCCCCCACCUGAUCGUAGAGCUGCUCAAGUGUGAACCGGACGAACCACAGAUUCAAGCAAAGAUACUGGCCUACCUGCAGCAGGAGCAGGCCAGCCGGGGAAAGCACGAAAAGCUCAACACCUUUGGUCUCAUGUGCAAGAUGGCUGACCAAACGCUUUUCUCCAUCGUGGAGUGGGCUCGCAGCAGCAUCUUCUUCCGAGAACUCAAGGUUGAUGACCAGAUGAAGCUUCUGCAGAACUGCUGGAGUGAACUUCUAAUCCUGGACCAUGUCUUUAGGCAGGUGGUGCACGCCAAGGAAGGCUCCAUUUUAUUGGUCACUGGUCAGCAGGUAGACUACGCAGUGAUUGCAUCCCAGGCUGGAGCCACCCUCAACAAUCUAUUAAGCCAUGCACAAGAGCUGGUGGCUAAAUUACGUUCAUUGCAAAUGGACCAACGGGAGUUUGUCUGCCUGAAAUUCCUGGUCCUUUUCAGUCUUGAUGUGAAGAACCUGGAGAACUUCCACCUGGUAGAGAGCGUCCAAGAGCAGGUGAACGCAGCGCUGUUGGACUACGUCAUGUGCAACUACCCGCAGCAGUCGGACAAGUUCGGUCAACUGCUCUUGCGGCUGCCAGAGAUUCGAGCUAUCAGCUUGCAGGCUGAAGAAUAUCUUUACUACAAACACCUGAACGGCGACGUGCCAUGCAACAACCUGCUUAUUGAAAUGCUCCAUGCCAAGAGAGCUUAG
This is a messenger RNA of Nerophis lumbriciformis (worm pipefish), 1569 nucleotides long. NCBI's taxonomy places the organism in Eukaryota, Metazoa, Chordata, Actinopteri, Syngnathiformes, Syngnathidae. The record is from RefSeq and is a predicted model, not a curated record.